AUGCCGCUUAAUAAGCGAAAAACAGGCCAUUCUUGCACUCAUCAUUCAACAGUCUGUUGGCACAGAACUAAGUUAUCUGGUCAAGGUUAUAAUGACUUGGCACUGCAGGUCAACGCUCUUCCUGUCAGCCAGUUUCGUAGAGAAUUGACGCUUCAAGAAAACUUGUUUCUCCACCGCCCCCACCGCUUGCAUGCAAGUAGCCCAACCAACCUUGCCGCCAGCUUUGCACUUUACUUCUCAUCUCAACCUGCACAAAAGCAGCUAAUGGCCUCUGGUGGAUUACAAGCAAAUUGGUCUAUUUGGCUGCUGGCCUCGGUGAUCCGAUUGUUGAUGAGCCAUGGCUGUACUUCGAGUGGUUGGCCGUCAUAUAUUUCCAACUCGACGCCAUCGAAAGAGGAGCACUUGAGUCGGCUUAGGUCGCUGAGUGAUCGUGGAAAUGUCCACUGGCUCCACGAUGGUUCCGUCCGAAAAGAGUUAUCCCAUCUCGACGUGACUACAUUUUCAUCAACAUGCACUCGCAACGGAAUUGCAAACCGAGUCGAGCGCAUCGCGCAACGCAACCAAGGUUGCCAGACGACAAGAGUGCUUCUGCAUUUCCAAUCAAACACGUUACUCAUAUGCGAAAUGAGUAGGUCUGGAAGCAAGAGUGGGCAAGCCGGCCAGCCGCGUUGGAGCAGUCACACUUUCUCUUAG
Molecule: messenger RNA, 693 nt
Organism: Protopolystoma xenopodis
Lineage: Eukaryota; Metazoa; Platyhelminthes; Monogenea; Polystomatidea; Polystomatidae
Source: the annotation of a GenBank genome assembly